AUGCAUCAACUUAAAUUAGCAGACAACCCUGCAAGCGACGUAGAUGCAACCUCACCAACCUCGGAGCAGCAACCAUCAGAACUAUCAAAUAAUUCGACAUCUACUUCGUCACCCUCACCAACAGAAUCAAUAGAAUCAACUUUACCAGGCGUCAAACUACCAAAAACUUCGACACAAUAUUCCAACAAAUCUAUUAAAGAAUUAAAAAAUAAAUUGAAGCAACUAAAAUUAUUGGGCCGCAACAACCAGGGCUUUGACAAUCUUAUCAGAUCAACAAGUAAAGAACUGCGAGCCAAACUGUUAUCAACAAAAAUAUCAAAAUCUGGUAAAUCAUGUGGUAACAUCAUGUCUCAACUGAAACGACGAUUCUGGUGGACAUGCAAAAGAAUAUUUGCCCAGACAGAAAAUUUGAAACCGUUGUUCAACUUCGCAAGCACAAAGCUAGAUCACAACCUUGCCCACUCGAUCAAAUCUCGAUAA
Messenger RNA from Helobdella robusta, 480 nucleotides. RefSeq lists its product as hypothetical. The record is from RefSeq and is a predicted model, not a curated record. The transcript has 3 exons. The coding region runs from base 1 to 480 and encodes 159 amino acids. NCBI's taxonomy places the organism in Eukaryota, Metazoa, Annelida, Clitellata, Rhynchobdellida, Glossiphoniidae.